CGGCAGGCAGUAGCUACUUCCGCCAGAAGUCCCUAGCGGCUCGGGUUCGGAUGCUGCCUGACUCCGGGUCCUCCUCCGCAGCCCGCCCGUCCGAGGCCGGUCGCAGCGGGUCUUACAGGGCCUGCCGCGAGGCCUCCCCUGCGGCCGAGCCCCGGCCAGUGGUGCGGAAGAGACGCCGGGGAGCGGGGCCAGGGCGGUGCGUACCCCGCAGGCCUUGCGGCACCCGCCCAACCGGGGCGGGUCGACCUCCCGGACCCGCCCAUUAGGGUCGCCUAAUCCGGGGCGGGUUAGCCACCUCUCACCUGCGGGAGUCGUCAUCCCCCAGGCUGCGGCCACCCGGGGACCAUGGAGUUCGCGGAGCUGAUUAAGACCCCACGGGUGGACAAUGUGGUGUUGCACCGGCCUUUCUACCCCGCCGUGGAAGGGACCCUGUGUCUGACGGGCCACCACCUGAUCCUGUCCUCCCGGCAGGACAACACGGAGGAGCUCUGGCUCCUCCAUUCAAAUAUCGACGCCAUUGACAAACGGUUCGUGGGCUCUCUGGGUACCAUCAUCAUAAAAUGUAAAGAUUUCCGAAUUAUUCAGUUGGAUAUUCCUGGGAUGGAGGAAUGUUUAAAUAUAUCCAGUUCCAUUGAGGCAUUGUCCACUCUGGACUCGGUGACCCUGAUGUACCCCUUCUUCUACCGACCUAUGUUUGAGGUGAUUGAAGAUGGCUGGCAUUCCUUCCUUCCUGAACAAGAGUUUGAGCUCUAUUCCUCUGCUACCAGUGAAUGGAGACUGAGUUAUGUCAAUAAGGAAUUUGCUGUCUGUCCUUCCUACCCGCCAAUUGUCAUUGUGCCCAAGUCCGUCGAUGAUGAAGCUCUUCGGAAGGUGGCAGCCUUUCGACAUGGGGGGCGCUUCCCAGUACUGAGCUAUUACCAUAAAAAGAACGGCAUGGUGAUUAUGCGAAGUGGUCAGCCUCUGACUGGCACAAAUGGGCGAAGGUGCAAGGAAGAUGAGAAGCUGAUAAAUGCCACCCUCAGGGCAGGAAAGCGUGGUUACAUCAUUGACACAAGAUCACUAAAUGUGGCCCAGCAAGCUAGAGCCAAAGGAGGGGGCUUUGAACAGGAAGCCCACUAUCCCCAGUGGAGGCGGAUUCACAAGUCCAUUGAGAGAUACCAUGUUCUUCAGGAGAGCUUAAUCAAGCUCGUGGAAGCAUGCAAUGAACAAACCCACAACAUGGAUCGAUGGCUCGGCAAGCUGGAAGCCUCCAACUGGCUGACACACAUCAAGGAGAUUCUGACCACUGCCUGCCUGGCGGCCCAGUGCAUUGACAGGGAGGGAGCGUCGGUAUUGAUUCAUGGGACAGAAGGGACUGAUUCCACGCUGCAGGUGACUUCCCUGGCCCAGAUCAUCCUGGAACCGAGAAGCAGGACCAUCCGUGGCUUUGAGGCCCUGAUAGAGAGAGAGUGGCUGCAGGCCGGUCACCCGUUCCAGCAGCGCUGUGCACAGUCAGCUUAUUGCAACAGCAAGCAGAAGUGGGAGGCGCCUGUGUUUCUUCUCUUCUUGGACUGCGUGUGGCAGAUCCUCCGGCAGUUCCCUUGCUCCUUUGAGUUUAACGAGCAUUUUCUCAUCAUGCUCUUUGAGCAUGCUUAUGCCUCACAGUUCGGAACAUUCCUGGGCAAUAAUGAAAGUGAAAGAUGUAAGUUGAAGCUACAGCAGAAAACAAUGUCUUUGUGGUCAUGGGUCAAUCGGCCCAGCGAGCUUAGUAAAUUCACCAAUCCACUCUUUGAAGCCAACAACCUAGUCAUCUGGCCUUCUGUAGCUCCACAGAGUCUCCAUCUGUGGGAAGGAAUUUUCCUACGUUGGAGCAGAUCCUCCAAGUAUCUGGAUGAAGCAUAUGAAGAAAUGGUUAACAUCAUUGAAUAUAACAAGGAGUUACAAGCCAAGGUCAACAUCCUGAGGAGGCAGUUGGCUGAAUUGGAAACAGAUGAUGGUCUACGAGAAAGUCCUUGAAGGAACUCCCCAUCUGUCCUGAGGACCUAUCUAGGCCUGAGUCCGUCUCUCCCUCCGUUUGCUCUUCAGUUCACCGUACACAGUAGCCUUGAACUUGGCUGUAGAUGUGGGAUCCUGUAAUGUUACGGCUUUCUCAACACUGCAAGAUGGAGGUCUUCUAACACACACCAAUAUGGCCUGGUAGGCCCUUUGCCAUGGGAGCAGGAGAUGCUGUCACAUCACUAACUGUAUGAUACCUAUGCCCUAUGCUGUCCUCUAUCACCACGUUCUAAACAGUGGUUCAGUCUAGAGUCCAUCUAAAAUGUGGGCCAGGCUUAUAUGCAUUCAAAUAUAGAAGUGUUUCUUAAAACAGAAAUGGUUGAGAAGCCAGAAUUUUGUGUUUAACGUGUCAUCCUGCCCCUACUCCCCCCCACCCCCCAGGUAUAAAAUGACCACUCUCCUUUAAAAACAGUUUUGGACUAACGAAGCCUAUUUUGUCAAGAAGGAAAAAUUCAGAAUAGUUAUUUGCGAUAAAUCUUUCUAUAAGGGCAACAGGUGUGGUCCUCUGAUAAUUUCAUUAAGAAAGGGUAAAUUUACAAGUAGACACCAAAAGUCUUGCCAUAGAGAAUUGAAGUAGGAAUCCCUCACUGGUAGCCAUCUCCUACUGUUGCAUUGGCUUUUCAGGUUUCUGACCAAACAUACAAAAUGUGCUUUGAGUGAUGGGUGUGAAUGAGACUGUAGCUUGACUAGAACUCACUUUUUAGAACUAUACAACAGGUACAGAAUCUGUAAGUCAGAGGUCUGAGUUCUUACUGCGCUGGUCGGUAUCUGUGUGACUUAUUUACUUUUAAGUAUUCUGAGUUGGACCUGUGGCACAGCUAGACUUUCAAGUCAGCCUGAGCCACUUGUAAAUCUGUCUGCUGACUUGUUCUUUCUGUUAGGCAAAUAGGAUUGCACUGGGCUGGGAAGCUGGGAAAGUGGCACAGCUGUCUGAAGCCAUGCUGUAUCAGAAGCAGCGGCGCCGCGAUACAGCUGCCUUCAGCUCAGGGUGUGACUGGAGGCAGCACCUCUCUAAUCCCAGCACUUGGAAGGCUGAGGCAGGAGGACUUUUUAAGUUUGAAGCCAGCUGAGCUGUAUUGUGGGUUCCUGGUUAGCCUGCCCUAUUGGGUGAGACUGUCUAAGAGACUCUAGCAGCAUGUGUGGCCCCUGCUUUCCGUCUCCAGUUGUCCUGCCUCCUCUCCCUUUCUCCUUCCUUCCACCUGUGGCAGGUCAGGAACCAAUCAGCAGUCCCGGAUCUGCUGGUGGCUUUGUCCACUGCCACCUCUGAGUUCAGCUCUGUUCUUUACCUGCUCUUUGUCUCACUGAUGCACAGAGCACAAGCAAGGCUCCUUGCUCUAGGCCUGUUUUAUGCCAACUGUCCUUAGUUUUGAAGAAAUUGCCUGAUUUCUUGGGGCUGUUCAGUCACCAGCCCCGUCUGUCACUCUGCUACCACCCUACAUGUUUUCUCCUAUUUUUGGCUCAGCUACCUGUGAAGGAGUCCUCUACUUCUCAGCUGAUGGACCCAUGAAGGAAAGCAUCUGGAGGGUUUUUCCUCUGUGAUUUCUUUAAGUGAUUCCCACUGCUGUGGACCAGGCGUCUGUGCACAGAAACUUGGGGAUAUUAUGCUUAGCUAAGGAGAGAUCUGCUGCCCCCCACUCACCCCCGCGUGCCUGUCUCCCUGAUGAACACUUGAUGUGCAACCAGAGUCAUAACAAUGGUAUUCAGUACCUUUGCCUGUUUCCCUUUCCCAUGAAAUAGCACUCAUCACUGUUUUUGACAAGCUUGCAUUUUAGUAUGGAUUUAUAAAUAGAGAUUAUCCAAAUACCAACCUUGAAAGCAAAUCUUGGUAUCAGUCCACUUUCCAAGAAUUAUUUAAUAAUGCAAAUGCUACAGUUUCCCUAAACUCGAGAACUCGCUCAAACACAGAUGUGUUAUCACCGUGAGUUGAGGAUUUUGAGGAGUCACACCGUCCACACCCUUCCCUUGUGUGCAAUGAAUAAAUACAGCAGCUAUACUCGGGAAACUGGUUCUGUGUUUUGCUGAGUUGCUUGAAUGAUCAUGGCCCUAAAACCUCCAGUGAAGAGGACGGAGGCACAACUCACAAGCAAGUGCGGCUGCGUAGGGUCCAGUAAUAAUCAAGUGAUACCUAAGGCUCCCGUGUACCCAUGGUCUCGGCUUACAUCUGUGCGGGGAUUUCACAGUGUAGGCCACAGACUGAAAGGGUCAGAGGUCAUUACCCUCCUUUGUCAGCAAUGCAAGGAUGCUUUGGUUUAAAUCAGUUAAUUUUUUGAAAAUCAAAAAACCAGAGUUACUUGAUCAUCUAAGAAAUCUGAAACAACAUUGUCGGCAAGACUUUACAGUGAUGUCAGUAAUUUUUAUUAUAUAUUGUGAAGAGAAAAGCAAAAAUAAUGAAAUCUAAUAGACUUAGAUUACAUAAUUUAAGGAAAAAUUAGACUGUCAAAAGGCAAAAAUUUAGAGUAAUCUUUUCACCAAGUCUGAGAAGAUGGUAGCAGAGCGUUAUUGAAAACUCCAUAGCCAGGGUCUGGAAACUUUGAUGUUGAGGCCUGACAUAGAGUUGGGUCUCGCUGCUGCAUUUCAUUUUGAAAAAUGAGGUUUAGUGAGAUUUUAACCUUUGGUUUGGUCAGGAUUUGGGUUUGUGUUAAGUCUAUCACAGGAAAGAUUUGACCAGAAUCUAAUCUCCCAAUGUGAAAACUGGAGUAGAACCUUUGUCCCUGUCUCAGCUCUAGAGACCCUGGCCCUGGGAGGUGUCUGGUUUGGGGGUGGAGCUCUUGUCACUGAUAGGCUUGCUUAUCAGACGUCCAUCUGAAGCUGAGGCUUUAGGGCCUGUCCACUCCUGCUAGUGACAGCAGCAUGAGGGUGUGGACAUUUAGCCUUAGAAAAGCUCCUCCUGAGCAGGAAAUGGCAGGAACUAAUCCCCACCCCACCUGUUCCUGGAAGCCUUGGCCUUUAUGGACAGAUGAUGUCAUUGGACACAUCUGGUACAGAUGAUAGCAUAGGUCCUCAUUGUGUCUCAAGAUGGCUUCCUUGCAAUGUCAACACGAAGAAAGCGCUCCUUCAGAGCUGGGAUUUGGAAGCCACUACCAGAGAGUGUUUCUGUGUUCUUCACCAUUUUAACAGGGAACACGAAGAGACUGAUUUCUCCUUUUGUACUUAUUGGCAGAUGGUACGAUGAGCAAAAUUGCCUUUCUACUGUAAGUUUCCAAACUUUUAUUUCUUCUAAUAAAUUUGGUUCUGCUUUCACUCUAUCUCAUAACCUACUGCCCACAAGAGUUUCUUCCUUUGACCCAACAUCCCAGAGGAAACUUGAGAUUGUAGAACUCAGCUGUAGACUUCUGAACUUGUCUGAACAGUCCUGCAGAGGCACAAAUUGUGCUUGUGGCGAGUAGUCAGGAAGCUCCCAGUAGGCACCUCACUGUCCUCAUGGAGCCAAUGUUCAGAGCCUUUCUCUAGCCUCCUGCAAGUCCCUGGAUUGACUGUAAUAAGAUGGCAUCGUGCAGCACUGCCUGCAUUGGUUGGGCAGAGAUAUUGGCUCCACUUUCAAAUUGCACAUCUUGGGAAAGGUGGGGUAUUCCCACACAUGUAUCUAGAACCCUGUUGCUUAGUCCUUAGAGGUUUGCUAGGUUUACACUAGAAAUAAUUGUACUUGCACACUUAGCUUAAUUUAGAAAAAGACUGUGUAUUUCUUCCGUAGCUUAGUGUUAGGACUGUACUCUGUGUACUGAAUGUGACUCUGUACUGAGGUGCACUGUCAUUCAUGUCUUACACAAUAAACUUGCACUGUAUGGCAAUCAUGUUUACAAUGUACGCUUUCCUGAAACUUGAGGCUGCUGUGUGGAACAGUUUCUUAUUGUAAGUUUGUCUGCGCACGUGAGUGUGCAACGCACAUAGACUCUUAGGGGAAACUCAGAGUGUUUGUUAGUCUGCACAACACUUUACUACUGCCUGUAGUGUUCACCUAGCAGUGAGUUGAUUUAUGUCAUGUAGCUGGAGCCAGUCCCCGAGUUGGCUUGUCACUGGUAUAGCACAUCGAGAAGCAGUCUGUUGAGUGUGGUCCUGGUCGGUAUAUGAUAUUUUUGUGUCAGGUUCUCCUCUGCCUCAGAGGACUGUUACAUAGAUGCUGGUGUAAAUUUCUAGACAAUAGUAAUAAAAUUUGAGUAUAUUCAAAUGCUGCUA
Messenger RNA from Arvicola amphibius (Eurasian water vole), 6207 nucleotides. It is a transcript of the gene Mtmr9, whose product is annotated as myotubularin related protein 9. The transcript has 10 exons. Gene Ontology annotation, biological process: negative regulation of autophagy. NCBI's taxonomy places the organism in Eukaryota, Metazoa, Chordata, Mammalia, Rodentia, Cricetidae. The coding region runs from base 346 to 1995 and encodes 549 amino acids. The record is from RefSeq and is a predicted model, not a curated record.